Messenger RNA from Zingiber officinale, 549 nucleotides. RefSeq names its product protein NOI4-like. The record is from RefSeq and is a predicted model, not a curated record. The coding region runs from base 139 to 363 and encodes 74 amino acids. NCBI's taxonomy places the organism in Eukaryota, Viridiplantae, Streptophyta, Magnoliopsida, Zingiberales, Zingiberaceae. The transcript is spliced from 3 exons.
AUUGGUGUUUAUAUCAGUUAUCACACGUAUGAUUGGUCUUGAGGCGUACAAAGAGAGAAGGGGGAAGGAGUCGCUUCGUGUUCCUCUCGGUUCCCCUCUUUGCUCUCCUAUACUUCGCGGCAUCCUUUCUCUUUGAUCAUGGAUUCUGAUCAGGGCCAACCACUUCCUAAAUUCGGGGAGUGGGAUGUGAAUAAUCCUGCAUCUGCUGAAGGUUUCACUGUCAUAUUUAACAAAGCUCGAGACGAAAAGAAGACAGGCGGUAAUUCAGGUGCAGCAGCAACACCAUCAAGAAAUGAAGGUUUACAGCCGGAUAUUGGCGAUCACCAUCCUUCCAAAACUCGCAAAUGGUUCUGCUGUGGGUGAUUGAUGUUGAGUGAUUCGGCUGUGGUUCACUGAGGCUGAAAGCCUCACGACAUGGUGAUCGUAGUUUGGGGUUGCAGGGUAAGGGGAGUUUGUUUUAACGUACAAAUUUGACUUGAAUUAUUAUUUCCCUUGGUUCGUGUGUGUUGUAUUAUAUAUUACUAAGAAAGAAAAACAUAGUUUGACGAA